GGGCCGGGCCAGGGGGCGCCUCGCGCGGCAGCGACUCGCUAGGGCAAUGCAGUGAGGCUGGACCGGCAGGCGGGCGUGCGCGGAGUGGGGGCCGCCGCCGCGCUGCAGAGAUGUGACUCCGGCCGAAGGCCAACAGGAGAUCGGCGCUGCGGGGCCGCGGGGGUCGAACGUUCCUGGCGCCAGAGAGAAAGAUGAGAACUCAUCAGGUCCUCGCCUUCCUCCUGCUCUUGGUGAUCGCCUCCGUGGCCUCUGAAAACGCCAGCACGUCGCGGGGCUGUGGGCUGGACCUCCUCCCUCAGUACGUGUCCCUGUGCGACCUGGACGCCAUCUGGGGCAUCGUGGUGGAGGCAGUGGCCGGGGCGGGCGCCCUGAUCACACUGCUCCUGAUGCUUAUCCUCCUGGUGCGGCUGCCCUUCAUCAAGGACAAGGAGAAGAGGAGGCCUGUGUGCCUGCACUUCCUCUUCCUCCUGGGGACCCUGGGCCUCUUUGGACUGACGUUCGCCUUCAUCAUCCGGAUGGACGAGACGAUCUGCUCCAUACGCCGCUUCCUCUGGGGGGUCCUCUUUGCGCUCUGCUUCUCCUGCCUGCUGAGCCAGACGUGGCGCAUCCGGAGGCUGGUGCGCCAGGGCACGAGCCCGGCGGGCUGGCAGCUGGUGGGCCUGGCGCUGUGCCUGAUGCUGGUCCAGGUGAUCAUCGCCACCGAGUGGCUGGUGCUGACGGUGCUGCGGGACACGAAGCCGGCCUGCGCCUACGAGCCCAUGGACUUCGUGAUGGCGCUCAUCUACGACAUGGUACUGCUGGUCAUCACCCUGGGCCAGGCCUUCUUCACGCUGUGCGGCAAGUUCCACAGGUGGAAGCUGAACGGGAUCUUCGUCCUGAUCACGGCCUUCCUGUCCGUGGUCAUCUGGGCGGCCUGGAUGACCAUGUACCUCUUUGGCGACGCCGUCAUCCAGCACGCGGACAGCUGGAGCGACCCCACCUUGGCCAUCGCGCUGGCGGCCAGCGGCUGGGUCUUCGUCAUCUUCCACGCCAUCCCUGAGAUCCACUGCACCCUUCUCCCGCCCCUGCAGGAAAACCCACCCAACUACUUUGACACAUCCCAGCCCAGAAUGCGGGAGACGGCGUUUGAGGAGGACGUGCCCCUGCCUCGGACCUACAUGGAGAACAAGGCCUUCUCCAUGGACGAGCACAACGCAGCUCUCCGAGCAGGAUUUUCCAAUGGCAGCUUGGGAAAAAGGUCCAGUGGCAGCCUGGGGAAGAAGCCCAGCGGCAGCCUGGGGAACAGACCCAGCGCGCCCUUCAGAAGCAACGUGUACCAGCCGACUGAGAUGGCGGUGGUGCUCAACGGCGGCACCAUCCCAACCGCUCCGCCAUCUCACACUGGAAGACACCUCUGGUGAACGACUUUUAAGUUCCAGAGAAUAAGAAUCUCUCUUAUCACUUUCAUUCCCUGGCCGUGUCUUUCUUGAGGGAGAAAUCAGUAACAGUAGCCGAACAAGGCCGCCUCACAGCCAGGAGAUUUGGAAAUCCCGGCAAGGGGUUCCGUGUACAUGUGAACACUGAUGACCUGAAAGCUAACGCUGACUGCCCUCCCGCCCCAGCCCCGCCCUGCCCCGCCACACACACAGACACGUCCUGCCGGCCAGCCUCAGUCCCCGCACACUAAAGCCAAGCUAAUAGCAAAUAGUACUAGGCUCAUCCCAACGUGGCCGGGGAGCCUGGCCCACCCCCUGGGGUGGAGCAGAACCCAACUGGAACUGGCAGCCGGUGGGCCAGGCUGAUGUUGGUUGCAUCUGGGGGCCCCACCCCUUCCCCCUCCCUGGCAAGCGCUGGGCCCCAGGUGGCCUCUUGGAGAUGACCUUGUCAUUGAGAAUGACUCAUGGAGACCGAAGCCUGGCUGGCCUGGUGGUUUGCACAUGUCAGGGGAGUUAAAGAGGCUGAGGGUUGAUUCCAAGGCGAGGCCUGAACAAAUCUUGGGAGGAGCUUUAUAGCCAAGAGUGGUGGAGGGGCCUUGGCAUGUGCCAAAGGAGAGGAGGCUCUCCAGGCCUUGAAGGAACCGCCACAUGUAGAAAGUGGUGACCGGCCACUGUUCUCCUGUGGGCCUCUUGCCCAAGAGCCAAGGCAAGGAAACAAGCCCCGCCCCCUCCCUGUAGAGCCAUAGAAAUACUCUGGCGAGGGACAGCACCCUUCCUGCCUCUGCCAUCUCUGUCUUCCUGCGCUGAUGGGUGCCCCGCCAAGUCCUUUCCCAGUUUUAUUCCAUGUUCAUUUUCAAAAGCUUCAGUGGGGCCACCAGCUUGAAGCAGGAAGCGGGUCAGAAGGCGGGCACCCCAGCAAGUUUCCCCGCCAUGAUGUCACACGCAGGGCUUCCCGGGGUGCCCGCGAGAUGGAGAGAGCUGGUCUGGCCUUGACUUCUUGGGUCUUUUCCAUGGGUUUGGAGAAGGUUCCAGGGCCGAGCGGGUUUUCCAGACAAGAGGGUCUCUUGCUGCUUCGGGAGGAUGUGGGGGACGUUCUUCUCUUGGAUUUCUGCAGGUUCCAUGAAAAUGGCUCUCUUCAAAGCCCAUUGUUUCUGUCAUGGUUUCCAUCUGUCCUGAGCAAGUCAUUCCUUUGUCAUUUGGCAUUGCGAGCAUCCCGGCCAUUAAAAGCCCCAUGUUCUCUGCACUGUUUGGCCGGCAACGGUUCAAAGCAAAGCGUUUUAACCUGACGGCGUGGAAUGUAUAAAUGAGGGCGGGCCUUCCGCAUAGACUCUAAUCACUACAUCGCUUCUUCCAUAAAACCACCCUAAGCCUUUAACCUUUUAAGAAAAACGAACAAGGUCAGUGUGGGGGGAGGGGGGACGACUCUUCAUAAGCCAGUACAUUUGAGCUACGAUUUAAUAAACCUGAUUUUUCUCAAGGCCCCAGUCUCUGCUGUGUCCCCUCCCCAUCUUCACCCCGCUGCCCCCCGUCCCUGCAGACCAUGGGGAAAUAAGGCCCAACCGGCCAUCCCUGGGGGCCUCCUGCAAGUGGUACCUGCAGCUAGUGCAUCUCCUUCUGUUAACCGUGCAUGGGGGACGAGAAAGCAUGGCAGUUGAAGGCCAGUCCUUCCCGGGCCUCUGGGAAGCACCCACCCGCCCCUGCCCAGAGCAUGUGCUUGCUUCUAGAAAAUCAGACUCCAGGCCUCUCUGCUCGAGGACCUCCGUUGGGUGGGCUGAGCCUUGGGGAGCGGAAGGAGGGAAAACAGCUAGGGUCUCGGUGGGGCUGCCGGGUGAUGCAUGCAGACCCCGCAUCCUGCAAAUGAAUCAGUCUCUGGAGGCCUCGGUCCAGUGCAGUGGAAAACGACAGCGUUCCGCAUUCUCGUGCCAGGAAAUGGUUGCUCACCCCCGCUCUCUGGAGUCCUUUGGAGCUUUCUGAUACCAUCAGUGACUCGGUCUGCAAGAGCCCCCCUUGCAAAAGGGAGGCGUUCACACCAUCUUCUUUUUCUCUCUAAGUUCUCUCUUGUCCACGCGUGUAAAGGUGAGCACAGCGGAAAUGGCUAUCCGCGGAGAGUAGUGUUUCCACACCAUAAAAACAGAACCUCACUCAAUGAGACUUUCCCCCUUUUAAAAUUCCCGAUAGGUUAUUGCGCUUUGGGUUUUGUUUUAUUUCGGCUCUAAGGUUCAAGGUGGGCUGAACGCCCGCACGAUGGGGCAGAGGUGGGAGCGGGGGCAGAGGAAAGUCUGCGAUUUUUCUCCUGAAUUCACCUGAAGAGUACCAAGAGGCGGCGUGGUUCAUCGGGGUUUAGACACAGGAUCCAGUGGCACCUCUGUUGAAGAUCUGCUCCCGGAAACAGGACUUGCUUGGGGGACAGGGCCUGGCGGCGGCGGCUAACAACAAUCCCUAAUUGUAAGCACAAGUCCCCGUGUCCAGUUAGUGACAUGGCUUUGGGACUGUAACGGCCACUCUUGUCCUCUCAUUUAAUGGAAGAUUGUCCUUCGGUCCUAGAUUUCCCUGCUAGAGAUGGAGGGUGGGUAUAUGGGAGUGAGCUUCAAGCACUUACAAACUGGGAAGUCCCCUGGGUCCCGAGUGUUUCCAGGAUUAAGAUCUGGUGUUGGAAGCUGGGUGAUCAGUGCUUGUGUGGGGCACAGGUGCCAACGAGGCACUGAGCGAGGGCACGCUGGAUGGUGUUCUGGGUUGGCCGAGGCUGGGUGGAAUGCUUUGGGCCAGAUCCCAAGCUGAAAGGGGCAUUGUGGCUUUUAUAAUCCAAGGAUGCAACGAUUAUACCAGCUUAUGGGUGUUCUCAGCAGGUGCUUUUUAUUAAUUGAUAAAGAGCUAAGGCUCGUUUUUGAUAGAUAAUAUAUAUUUAUUAAAUGUAUUAAUGUGUGUUUUAUAAUGUACCUUUAUCUUCCCCUGGCUGACUUGCUUACUUAUAAAAAAAAAUUAUUCAAGAAAUUUUAAGACAAUCAAUGUGUACCAUACAUGACUGUAUAUAAAUAUUACAAAUUUAAAAGGUUGUUAAGCAUGGGCAGAUAGGUUUUAUUUUCAAAAUGCUGUUCUUAACACAAAAAUAAAGGCUUUACUAUUUA
Messenger RNA from Sciurus carolinensis (gray squirrel), 4540 nucleotides. It is a transcript of the gene Gprc5b, whose product is annotated as G protein-coupled receptor class C group 5 member B. Gene Ontology annotation, cellular component: extracellular exosome; plasma membrane; signaling receptor complex. NCBI's taxonomy places the organism in Eukaryota, Metazoa, Chordata, Mammalia, Rodentia, Sciuridae. The transcript has 4 exons. Gene Ontology annotation, biological process: G protein-coupled receptor signaling pathway. Gene Ontology annotation, molecular function: G protein-coupled receptor activity; protein kinase activator activity; protein kinase binding. The record is from RefSeq and is a predicted model, not a curated record. Bases 192 to 1400 code for a protein of 402 amino acids.